AUUGUGCAGCCCUGUAACGUAAAUGAACUACAAUAACAACAACAAUAAACCGUUCUUAAAAAUUAGUGUGAAUUCCAGCUCCGGCGGAUAUUUAAUCGGAUGUCGGACCCUUGGCUGUUGCCAUUUUAGAAAUUAAUAGUUUGUUUCCGCUUUAAAAUCUUUGAAAUAGAGUUUGACGUCACAUGAUAUUUUGAUAUUUUUCUAUAAUAGCAUUCGUUUUUUAAUCAAGAUUCAGUUUAGAAAACUUCAUCAUCAUAACAAGCGGGAAUUUAGUUGUCUGUCCGUUGCAUCGUGACUCAAUGCAACAACUGAGCAUUUUUAAGUUUCAACAGCUUGAAAAAAAUUAUGGCGGAAGCUGCCGGUAGAAGAAAUAUUUUGCGGGACUUUUGUACCCUUGUUGAAAGAGGUGUAGGAAGUAGCUUUUAUAACUCGAAUUUACCACCUACUCCCACUUCUCCUGAACAAAAUAUCAUUGAAAAUCGUGGUCUUCAGAAAAAGCCAGCUACCUAUAAGUAUGAUGCCCCAGAUCCAGUUUUCUUUAAGACUCCUACAAAAUCCCCCAAGAAAGCUAGUGUGUUUCAAAGAUUGUCAUCACCUGUUAAAACCCCAGUACGGUCAUCCCCAAGAAAGAGACUAAAUAUGACACCUGAAAGUAUUGUUUUAAAUGAAGAAGGUUUUGCUGAACUGACAAUUGCUCCCAAACGUGUGAAAAGAGAGCCACUGAAAAAUGUAAAGCCUAGCAAUAAUUUUGAAAAAAGUUUAAAAGCCCUUAGUCAAUCACAGCUUGUUGAACUUAUUAGUGAUGCUAUGAAGUCCACUCCUGAACUUAGUGAGACUCUAGUUAAAUUGGUGCCAGAGCCAGAUCUUACACCAGUUGAUGCUAGAUUGAGUGUGUUACAACGUACUGUUAACAAGUCAUUACCCCGCAAUGUAUGGGGUUCCCAAGACAGCUCUUUUACUUUUUUGCGUGUUAGAUCUCACUUAGAAGCCUAUAAGAAAGAAUGCCUUGAGUAUUGUGAUCAGUUUUUAGAAAGUGAACAUUGGCCAACAUUUUUUGAAUUUGUAUUUAUUGCCUGGAAGUACACUUUGCUUUUGCCACAAUGGAGUACAGUCAUACAUAACCGAGCCAAAAAUGUUUGUUUAAAACAGAUUAGCACCAAAUGUAUUAAAGCUUUGAAUGAAGCUAAUCUUGAUUAUGAAGCAUUAGCUGAAUUAAUCAACAGAAUGAAGCCAUAUGAAGAGGAAGCUACAGUGAAAAAUUGCAUUAGUGCUGCAAAAUCAUUGAUAGAUAAGAAAUUUUAUCAUCUUUAAACAUUUUCUGUACCUGAAGAGGAAGUAAUCAUCAUUUCUUUAAACUCAUUGUUUUUUAUGAACUAAAUAUUUCAUCAAGUUAACUUUGCUCUGUUCUGUAAGCUAGAAUGUGGUCUGCUCUGAAGACCUGUUACCUUUUUUAAUAAAAUAUUAUGAGACAUUUUAGUCAGAGAGGAGAUUAAUAAAAAAGUUGAGGCUUUUUUUAACAGUUGUCAAAUUUUAGCAUUUUUUCAUGAAUUUUCGAUUAAGAAAUAUUUUUUAUUAUACUUAUUAUUAUACUGACUUAUUAUUUCUAUAGAGAAGUUCUUUGAUACAUCUUGUGAUACAUCACCCCUCGAAAUGUACUCUAACGAGUAAUUUUGAGCAGAAAAGUAUUAUGGUUAAUGAAAUUGAUCUAAAACAAACACAAACUUCCAUGAAUUUGCUUAAUAAUAUUUGAAAUUAAACUAAAUAAUUUUUUUAGUACAAUACUAAUGCAUUUACUAUUUGUACCUUAAUCAAAAUGUGACAGAUUUCGAAAUGAAAUACAUUUAAAAAAAAUUUCCAUUUUGAAAGCAUUUACUGUUAAAUGUAAAUAAUAAUAAAAUUGUUUUCCGUCAUUUUCCAUUGAAUCGAGGUACAGAUUGACAAAUAAAGGAUUGAUUGCCUUAAGUAAAAAGAGAGUAAUUUUUAUGAGUUUACCAAGUAUUAAAAAGUAAAUAAAAUUCUCUCAUUCUUUUUAUUAGUCUGCUCGAAAUUUAGAAUUUCUAACAAUGUGAUUUUAAUAAUAUUUAUGAUUUUAUUACUGUAAUAAUAAGUUGUCAAAGUAUUGUUAAUUUUUUAGUGAUCAUUCAAAAAUGAAUUUUGUCAUUCAGAUUUGUGAAAUACUGUUAAGAAAUAAACUAUAUGCUAUUUCAAAUUCAUAAGUGUUAUGAACUUUUAAUAAUUACAUGUAUGAAAUGUUGCUGUUUCAAAUAAAGUUAUCCAUCUCUUUA
Parasteatoda tepidariorum (common house spider) is the source of this 2285-nucleotide messenger RNA. RefSeq lists its product as uncharacterized. The record is from RefSeq and is a predicted model, not a curated record. Gene Ontology annotation, biological process: proteasome localization; nuclear protein quality control by the ubiquitin-proteasome system. Gene Ontology annotation, cellular component: nuclear membrane; nucleus. Lineage: Eukaryota; Metazoa; Arthropoda; Arachnida; Araneae; Theridiidae. Gene Ontology annotation, molecular function: proteasome binding.